Glossina fuscipes is the source of this 2716-nucleotide messenger RNA. RefSeq names its product NF-X1-type zinc finger protein NFXL1-like. Lineage: Eukaryota; Metazoa; Arthropoda; Insecta; Diptera; Glossinidae. The record is from RefSeq and is a predicted model, not a curated record. Gene Ontology annotation, biological process: regulation of DNA-templated transcription. The transcript is spliced from 9 exons. The annotation marks the transcript as partial. Gene Ontology annotation, cellular component: nucleus. Gene Ontology annotation, molecular function: zinc ion binding; RNA polymerase II transcription regulatory region sequence-specific DNA binding; DNA-binding transcription factor activity, RNA polymerase II-specific.
AUCGCCGGGAAUAAGUCAAAUGAUAAGAACACUAGUCGAAAGUUUUAUGAAGCACAUGCUAAGAAUUUAGAAGCUGCUAAAAAAUUGGCGGAUAAAUACAUUUCCCCAUCUGAAGAGGAAGAUGAAUUGGAUGAAACGAAAAUCUUAAAAGCGCUAUAUAAGAAUUAUAGUGAUCGUAAAGAAGACGAGCACUUAUUAGCCAAGACUGCGAGUUUCUUAGAAAACAUAUUGCAUUCCGGUUCAGCUACUUGCCUUAUAUGUAUAGCUAGUGUAAAGAGAACGGACGCGAUAUGGUCGUGUAAACAUUGUUAUUGGUUUUUUCACUUAAAUUGUAUACGUCGUUGGGCUAAUGAUAGCAUGGCUCAGCGUAAAGCACAGGAACGCAACAUUCAAGGCUGUUACAAUCGCUUGGGUGAAUAUGUAUCUCCCAAAAAAGAGAAAGCUUUACAUUGGUGCUGCCCACAAUGUAGGCGAGAAUUUCAACCAAACGAAAAGCCUGCAACAUACGAGUGCUUUUGCGGUAGAGAAACUGAUCCCUUACCACAGCCAUGGUUAUUACCCCAUUCUUGUGGCGAAAUAGGCGGUAAACUUUUACAGCCUAAUUGCAGUCAUAAAUGCAAUAUACUCUGCCAUUCAGGACCAUGUCCACCGUGCGCUCAAUAUGCAAUAACAUCCUGCAAAUGCGGAAAAUCUCAGCCAAAGUCGAUGCGCUCCUUAGAAAAAGAUUGGGAAUGUCAAGAAAAGUGCAAUUCAUUGUUGCCCUGCGGCCGACACAAGUGCCGUCAACCUUGCCAUAAACCACAGCAGUGUCCACCUUGUAGUCAAAAAAGUAUUCAAGCUUGUGAAUGCGGAGCAGAAUCGAUGAGACGCCAAUGCUGCGAACGGAAGUGGCAAUGUCAACAGGUCAGUGCAUUCGAUAUUUUAUGGAAAUUACAAAAUUUCAUAAGUUUUAAAUAAAUGUGUAGCAAAUUGUAUGCGUGCGGUAUACACCUGUGUAAGAAAGUUUGUCAUUCUGGGGACUGUGGUGAAUGUCCACUCAGUUUGCCGCGUUCUUGUCCUUGUGGCAAAAUUAAAAAAGUUGGACCUUGCACAGAAAUUAUUGAUACUUGCGGGGACACUUGCCAAAAAAUUCUUGCUUGCGGUCAACACACUUGCACCCAAAGGUGUCACACGGGCAAUAGGAAUUUGUGUCUAGUUAUUACUAAGAAAAAAUGUCGAUGUGGUUUACAUGAAAAGGAGCUGCCGUGUUCAAAGGAAUUUACUUGUGAAACCAAAUGCAAACAAAGCAGAGAUUGCGGCAUACAUUCUUGCAACCGCAAGUGUUGCGAUCGUAAUUGUCCACCCUGUACUAAAUUGUGCGGCCAACCAUUAUCCUGCGGUAAACAUAAAUGCCAAUCGGUCUGUCAUAGAGGUCCUUGUUAUCCCUGUGGACAACAAUCUCAAGUCAAUUGCCGUUGGGGAAAGACGCGUAAAAGUGUACCGUGCGGAAGGGAACGUACCGUGCGCAUAGCAUGCUUAGAGCUUUGCAAGUGAGUUAAUAUUUAAAAUAUUCUGUGCAACGAAAAGCAAAAACCGUCGAAAUGUCAUCACGUAAAUCAGCACCGUUGCCAUAAAAAUGAGUGUCCAUCUUGUUCGCAAAUUUGUGGGUUACCAAAUAAUACUACAGGUUGUGGUCAUAUCUGCAAGGCCAAAUGCCAUAGCUAUGUGAAGGUAUCGAGUAAAUCAAACUCGGAGACUGGCCAUAUUUGGGAGGCCAGCAAAAGGAUCGAAUAUAAAUCACUACCUCAUCCUCGUUGCGAAGAGAAAGUAUUAGUUGCUUGUAUAGGAGGUCAUGAAGUAAAAGAACCACCGUGCUGGAACUCAAAUCCGAACUCUUGUCAGCGUUUAUGUAAUCGUCAGCUGCCCUGCGGAAAUCAUAAAUGCACAUUGAUCUGUCAUUCUGUAUCCCAUCCCGAUAAUAUGCAGGCUCAACAAGGUUGUAUGUCCUGCGAAAACGGUUGUAAUAUAUCGCGACCUAAUGAUUGCAUCCAUAAUUGUCCUCGACCGUGUCAUUUGCCACCUUGUAAUCCCUGCAAUGUAGCCAUUAAAACAAAAUGUCAUUGUGGUCUGAUGCAAAUUAUUUAUAAAUGCUGUGAUUAUUAUAACAAUCAAGGCGCUGUAACUGAUAUCGCUGAGCGGCAGGAACGUUUAAAAAGUUGCGGUAAUCGCUGCUUAAAAAAUUAUUCCUGUGGCCAUCGGUGCGCGGCACAAUGCCACGCAGGGCCUUGCCAGGAAACUAAUAAUUGUCGCAAAAGAUUACGCAUUUACUGUGAGUGCAAACGUUUAAAACAAGAGAUUUCCUGCGAUAAACAUCGCUCAGGGCUCACUAAAUUGAAGUGUGAUGCGAAUUGUCUGGAAAUCAUCAAGAAGUCGGAAAUGUCUCGUCAUAUGGCAGAGGAAUCAUUGCGUAAACAAGAAGAAGAACGUAAUCGAUUAGAAGUGGAGCAAUUUGAGAAACGAUUUAAUAAACGCAAACAUAAAGAACGCAAAUCAGUUGAACUAAAAGAAAAACGAGAGAUCAACUGGAAAUUGCUGUUCAUGUACGCGGGCAUCUUUUCAGCGAUACUCUUGGCCGUGGGUCUGGCAUUUUACGAAGAUCAUUAAAAUCGUUUGCCGUUUGCUCUUAAAAAUCGAGAAAAUUCUUCAUAUUUUCUUUACAUAAUAUUUUCGUAAUUAA